UUCGUACGCAACAAACAAGGAUGGCGACCUUUGAGACGAAGGCCGAAACGAAAACCUCCGAUGGACACAAGGUCGUCGGCGUAGUGCAGCGCUCCAAGGCGAAGACGGUACACUUCAUCCGCCACGCUGAAGGAACGCACAACGAGGCAGCGCUCAAGGAGGGCCGAGCAGCCUAUGCUAAGAUUGAGCACCUCGACGCCAGGCUUACCGAUCUCGGCAAGCAGCAGUGCGCGACGUUGAAGGCGACGAAGCACGGCGUCGAAAAGGAGGCGCAGCUGGUCGUCGUUUCUCCGCUUACCAGAGCGAUACAGACCGCCAUGUUGACCAUUGAUCAGGUAGAGGGAGUGCCAUGGGUGGCGCUGGAGUGCGUGAGGGAGCGAGCGGGGGCGCACCCUUGUGACCGCCGAAGAUGCGUGAGCGAGCUGAAGCAGGAGUACCCGGACAUUUCCUUCGACGAAAUCAAGGACGAGAAGGACGUCUACUUCGAUUCCCUGGGCGAAGAGAGAGAGCCGAACGACCUCAUGGCCGAUCGCGGGAGAGAGCUCCUCUCCUGGCUUAAGGAAAGGCCCGAGACCAACAUUGUCGUGGUAACCCACAGCGCGUUCUUGCUGUGCCUCUUCAACGAGGCGAUGCAGGCGGCGCCGGAGACGGCCAAGUGGUUCGAGAAUUGCGAGCUCCGGAGCGUGUUCCUGGAGCUGUGAUGAAAAAAAAAACCCAUCAACCGAUGAUGCACUUUCGGUCAUCAGCUGCUGCUGACGCUGCUUGCCAACAAUCAUUUCCCGUGUUGGAACUACUGAGGAAGCGUGUGGCGACGGUGGCCACGGCAAAUAAUAGUCGUGACCGCUGCGGAGGGGAGAGUGUUAGGGAAAUAAAUGGUCACCGCGAUUAAUAAUCGUGGGUGAGGAUGCCCUGGAAUCUAACCGGGUAACACUCUUCUCUCGGGGACGAGACCGAGGGAAACAGGGGAUGGGGGGGGGGGGGNGGGGGGGGGGGGAAGGGGGGGGAUCGCACUCGCGCUUGGAAAGUUGCCCGCUGCCGUGUAGCCUCCCAGGAUUUCGAUGUCGGUUUGAGUUUAUUGAGCACAGCAUGGGUGAGGGAGGCUUGAAUUGGAACCGUUCGCAGUCGAUUGCUGGAUGCCGUUCUCUAACUGGUAGAAUGCAUACCGCCUCUAGUUUUCAGCACAAUGCACGAGUUCGUAUUGCGGUGACUUUAGUAGCAGUACGUCUCAAUGUUCUCGAACCCCUAGAAGAGGAUCCGUUGGAUGUGCACCAUAUAGAUUGGCAACCCCACGCAGGGGUGUUUGUCAGCAAGAGUUUGUUGGCUCGGCAGGAGGCAUUCAUGGAAUCAUCCACAAAUUGAAAUAAUAAAUUGGUACGUUCUGGUGAAGUCCCCCAGGACGACAGCCGUGUUCAUAUCCUAGUGAGACACGUCUCUCCUUGCCCGUGUUCAGUUUUACCCCCGCGACAACGUUCGUGUAAUCUGUCGUGAUGUGCCCCCGUCUACUGAUGUUCUUCCGGACGCCGGCUUUGCAACUGUUGCGAUGAUGUUUUGGGCAGAUCAGAUCAAUCGGCGUCACACAGAAGGAAGGUCACAUACACCAACACGA
Molecule: messenger RNA, 1606 nt
Organism: Ectocarpus sp. CCAP 1310/34
Lineage: Eukaryota; Phaeophyceae; Ectocarpales; Ectocarpaceae
Source: the annotation of a GenBank genome assembly